Eublepharis macularius is the source of this 3924-nucleotide messenger RNA. It is a transcript of the gene CCM2, whose product is annotated as CCM2 scaffold protein. Lineage: Eukaryota; Metazoa; Chordata; Lepidosauria; Squamata; Eublepharidae. Gene Ontology annotation, biological process: heart development; vasculogenesis. The record is from RefSeq and is a predicted model, not a curated record. The coding region runs from base 158 to 1519 and encodes 453 amino acids. The transcript has 10 exons.
CCAAGAUGGCGGCAGGAUUGAAAAGUUGUUGCCGCGGCGGCGGCGCCGCUUUCCCUUGUUAAGCCUCUGGCUCUUCCGGGUGCGGCUAUGGCGGCGCAUUGAAGGCGGAGGGGCGGGGGACCCGGGCGGGGAGAUGGCUCCGGGCCCCGCCUGAGACAUGGAGGAAGAAGGCAAGAGGGGGAAAAAGCCUGGGAUAGUGUCCCCUUUCAAGCGUGUCUUCCUGAAAGGCGAAAAGGGACGGGAUAAGAAGGCGCAGGAGAAGGUGACAGAGAGGCGGCCACUGCAUUCGGUGUCGCUCUCCUUGCCGGAUCGGGUAGAACCGGAUGUCCUCUUGAACGAUUAUAUUGAAAAGGAAGUGAAGUAUUUAGGACAAUUAACAUCUGUCCCGGGGUACUUGAAUCCUUCCAGCCGUACUGAAAUACUGCAUUUAAUAGACAAUGCAAAGAGAGCACAUCAGCUUCCAGGGCAGCUGACCCCAGAGCAUGAUGCUGUGAUUAGUUUGUCAGCCUACAACAUCAAGCUGGUGUGGCGAGAUGGUGAAGAUAUCAUACUCAGGGUCCCCAUCCACGACAUCGCAUCGGUGUCGUACAUCCGGGACGACUCCUCGCACUUGGUGGUGUUGAAAACAGCUCAGGACCCCGGGAUUUCCCCUAGCCAGAGUCUUUGUGCUGAAAGCUCUAAAGCUCUUACUUCAGGAUCACUCUCCGAGAGCGGAGUGGUACCCGUCGAAGCGUGCUGUCUGGUAGUCCUGGCUACGGAGAACAAAGUAACUGCGGAGGAGCUUUGCUCCCUUCUCAGCCAAGUCUUCCAUAUUGUUUACACAGAGUCCACUAUAGACUUUCUAGACAGAGCAAUAUUUGAUGGGGCCUCCACGCCAACACGGCAUCUGUCCCUGCACAGUGACGACUCUUCUACAAAAGUGGAUGUUAAAGAUUCUUACGAAACAGAAGCAAGCACUAUCUCUUUCCCAGAGUCCUUGGAGACCGGCGGCAACUCCCCCUCUCCCUUCGCGACGCAGCCGUCUCCGCACACCAAGACAGCCAGCGAAAGUGAGCUGAGCACCACUGCGACGGAGCUGCUCCAGGACUACAUGAUGACGUUACGAACGAAGCUCUCUUCUCACGAGAUCCAGCAGUUCGCAAUGCUUCUGCACGAAUACCGCAACGGAGCGUCCAUCCAAGAGUUCUGCAUCAGCCUGCGACAGCUCUAUGGGGAUAGCAGGAAGUUCCUUCUUCUAGGCCUCAGACCGUUCAUUCCGGAGAAGGACAGCCAGUACUUUGAGAACUUCCUGGAAACCCUGGGGGUGAAGGAUGGCCGGGGCAUCAUCACUGACAGCUUCGGGAGGUACCGGCGGACAGUAAGCUCCACCUCCACCUCCACCACCAAUGGCAAUGGAGCCACGGGGAGCUCAGACGACCAGUCGGUCCCCUCGGAGGGAGACGAGUGGGACCGCAUGAUCUCGGACAUAAGUAAUGACAUUGAAGCGCUCGGCUGCAGCAUGGACCACGAUUCCUCUUGAAAUCCAGAGGUCAGGAGAGGAAAGAGGCAGCUCUUGCAAAACACCCACACACCGUGACGGGCUUUGUUGCUCUCCCGCACACCCCCAGAGGGACGACAACCCCAGUUUGUGUCCGGGGGAAGCUGGAGGCGAAGAAUUCCUGCGAAGCUGCCCCCCUCCCCCCCCCCCGUCAGAGGCUCGUUCCGUGUAUCCGCCGCGUGCUCAUGGCCGACGGUCUCUUCUGUGAAGGUGUGAAAGUGAGCAAGCCGUGGAAGAGAGGGAGUGGGCUUCGUUGGGGGUGGCGAGGCUAAGCAGCUCCUCCUGGUGUGUCCCCCUCUCUUCUCGCCCAAGUCUGAACUGUCAGGGAAGCAGGGAAGGCGAGAGGGGGCGCCGGUCUUGAGGGGGGGGGUCCCCCUCAGCCUGUUGGCGGUGUUGCACACAACAUUUCUAUUUUUUUAAAUGAAGUUUACCACAAUGUGAAUAACUUAAUAUUCCAGGUGUUUGUCAUGAGGUGGCCUUGGUUGCAGAAGUGGAGGCGCUGCCAUUCGGUGGCACAGGCCUUGGCAGAAGCCGACCUUCCCUGGCCCCAGAGGCGGCUCCUGCCAGCUGAGCUUUCCUUAGGCAAGCCAGGGUGUGGGGCAGGCAGUGCGGCCUUGGCCGGCCGAGUCCCAGCAGCCUGGUGGCAAUGCAUUUGCCUUGGCUCCAGUGCUUGUGGCUGGGGCUGCGAUGGGGAAGCUUGCCUACAGUGUGUGAUCCUGCGGUUGAGAACGGCCAGCGAUCUCCUCCCCAGCGGCCCUGCUUACCUCGAGCUAGGCUGUCCCGUGUCCGAGCGAGCUUUCUGGUGCCGCCCCAGAGCCUUCCCUUCGCCUGCUAGAAGUACAUGGAUAGCUUGUGCUUGACGUGGUGGAAUGCUGCUUCCCACUGAGGUCGCUGGCGCUGCAGUUCCCGUAGGUUGCGUGGGCGUGGUUCUGGUGGGGAGCGGCUUUGGGGCACCAGGCAAGCGCGUCCCAACAGAGAGUUGCUGGUAGGAUCCCGGGACUGGUCUCCAGCGGCCCUGCGCCAGUUGCAGCAUUUGACAGUCCCGUUUUACUUCCCUUUUGGGGGGAUGGGAACUUGGUCAUUUGAGGUCCUUUGGGAGUUUUUAUAUGAAAUCUGUUGGGCUGCUUUCAAAUGUGGGAAGUAAUAACAAACUGAAGGGUGAAAUAGAUUUCAUUGGUUUGUUUGUUUUUUCUAAGAGGAACAGGAUACGGAAGAACUAUAUACAUAAUGUAUAUGUGCUGUAUAUAUUAUACUGUUAAAGGCACCCUAAUUUUUGUAUGUGUGUUUCAUGCCAUAAGAGUUCCAGGCAAGUAGAAACUGGCCGGUCUCCUCUUUUUAGGGGGGAAACCUGAGUGAGUGGUUUUUAUAACAAAAAAUGCCAUUUUUGCUACCCGUCAGUCGCAAGCAAAUACUGGCGAUUGGCAGGGAACGUCAGCAGCCCUUUCCUGCCUGAGGUGUUGGCCUGAGCAGAAGGUCCUUAGUUGUCAGCUGUGCCGAGAGAGAGAGAGAGAGAGAGUGGUGUCACUCUGGCCCGUUUUCCUCUCUGGCCCCGAAUGGGCCAUGUGGCAGGCAGGCCUUGGUGGGGAAACAGUAUAGGCACGUCUAAAUGUGGAUUUGGUUAGGGUCAUGCCAAAGAUGCAGUGUUGUGCCCUGACGUGGGUAGAUGGUGCACAAAGAGUAGACUGAACCACAGCUGCCUUUUGGGGGGGGGGGGGUUCUUGUUGUUUCACUUCACUUAGCCAACCAUGGUGCCUCCCUCUGGGGCAAAGAGCUCAAAGAAGCUCUUGUGUUAGAAGUCGCCUCCUUGACCAGGGGAACGGCGCAGCUGUUAGCUGAGCAGAGUGGAAGGAUCCACAGAAUGAGUUUGGUAUACUAUUUAUAGAUCAGCUCAGAGAAAAAUACUCUCUAGCAGGAUAAGGUCCCCUUUAGCGGGCUGGGCACUAAGCCAGAAUGUGUGUCAUCAAAAAUUAGUAUUAACAUUCAUGUAAUUGGGGAAUCUCUGAGAAGCCACCUGGGCUCAAAGAAUACACUUUAUCUCUCCCUGUUGUUACUCACUCUAGGGCAUAUUUACACUACCAGCAUCUUUCCUUCAGUGGGUUCAAAGCAUGUUUAAUUUGGGCCUCUUUGCGGAAAGUCCCACAAUGGCGUUUUGAGUCUGCACCUCUCUGCUUGCCUUGGUAUUUUGGACGCUCACAGCCUUCUGAUGGGCUGUCCGUCCGCUCAGUUUCAACCACGGUUCUACAUGUGUGAUGCACAGGUGUAGCUUUUUCUGUGGAAGUUCCUUUUCUGAACGUGUAGUGUCCUGAGAGCCAAGGCCUCAAAUGACCAAAGUUCAGGCCAGUUGUCUAAACUCUGCAUGAUUCAAGUCCAGUAGCUCCUUCAAGACC